Messenger RNA from Anolis carolinensis (green anole), 5333 nucleotides. RefSeq names its product ovochymase 1 (gene ovch1). Gene Ontology annotation, molecular function: serine-type endopeptidase activity. NCBI's taxonomy places the organism in Eukaryota, Metazoa, Chordata, Lepidosauria, Squamata, Anolidae. The transcript is spliced from 27 exons. Gene Ontology annotation, biological process: proteolysis; acrosome reaction. The coding region runs from base 424 to 4092 and encodes 1222 amino acids. The record is from RefSeq and is a predicted model, not a curated record.
CACAACUAGUCCAGUUCAAAGGAAAUGAAACAAUGCCCUAAUUAAAAUAACUUCCUCAACUUCAGUUCAGACAUUAGGGACUGCAUUUCCAUUAGUCCCAGCCAAUAGAACCAAAGGACAGAGCUGCUUUCUGAGCUGUGAUUGGCUGACUAACUAAACCUGACCAAUGCCUUUCUCCAUAGAGCCUCCCCCUUCUCAGCCCACCCCUUCCCAUUUUCCCAGAAAAAUGGAUGAAGCUAUUUAAAUCAGAAUGGCAUGGCAGAACUCUACCUUGAGUUCAUCAAUAACCGUGUGGUGUCAUUUUCAGUUCAAUUGUAUUGGGAUAAAGCCAACUCUACCAAACUCUACAUUUGGGUCUAUGCUUGUCAUCUAGUGCUAUAUGAGAAGGUAGUUUGGCAUUAAAGCUUUGUGUUGAUAGGAGCCAUGAGGAUACUGCCAUGGAUCUCCUACUUCGUGUGUUUCAUUGGCCAACAUGCCACCUGGAGUUUAGGAGCAGACAGAUUGAAGAGUAGAGAUUUGCUCCUGUCAUCUCAACAGAAGAGCCAGAUGCUUGCAACCCUUGCUGCUUCUAAACCAUUGGACUUGCAGAAGGUGAACUCAGAAUUGAAAUGUGGAGUCCGUUCUCUAGAUCUCGUGGGCCAGGAGGAUAAUUGGCACCCUGGGAGUUUUUCAAGAAUUAUUGGAGGGCAAAUAUCUGUGCCUGGUGGACAACCAUGGCAGGUAUCCAUCAAGAUGGGGCGAUCCCACUUCUGUGGAGGCAGUUUGAUCCAAGACAAUAUAGUGGUUACUGCAGCUCACUGUGUUGUGGAUCUUGACUUGAAACUUGUAAAAAAUCUGUUUGUGACUGUUGGGGAAUACAGUCUCAGAAGCAGGGAUGAAGAAGAACAGAACAUCCAGGUCUCAAAAAUCAUCCCUCAUCCUUCCUUCAACAGAUUUGGAAACAUGGAUUCAGAUAUUGCACUGCUCUUUCUGAAAGACAGAGUGAGAUAUGGAGACGAAGUACAGCCAAUCUGUCUUCCACACAAGGGAGAUCUAUUUGAAGCUGGGACUCUUUGUGUUGUGAGUGGAUGGGGCAAGGUCAAGGAAGACGGUGUUUUGUCGGAUGUUCUACAGGAAGUUGAACUGCCUAUCAUUGACAGCAAGACCUGCAGUGAAUUGUUAAAAACAUUGAACUUGCCUCCGAUACGGAGCAACAUGUUAUGCGCUGGUUUUCCAGAUGGGGGAAAGGAUGCAUGCCAGGGGGAUUCUGGAGGUCCCCUGGCAUGUAGAAGAGCCAGUGGCAUCUGGGCUCUGGUAGGCAUCACAUCUUGGGGCAUUGGUUGUGGAAAAGCCUGGCAGACAGGCAAGAGACCCAGCAGUAGCCGGGGUUCUCCAGGUGUCUUCUCUAAAGUAGAUGAAUUUUUGGAUUUUAUUGUCCAGAACAUUAUGCCUGUACCUAAGGCAAACUCUCAGACUUCUUACAAUCCAGAAAAUUGCAAUCCUCAAGGAGUGUCAGUGUUUGGAGAAAGUGGCCACAUUUGGCACCCUCAGUUAACUGAGGAAGAUUACCUUGACAACAGCCUAUGUAUCUGGAAUAUAUCUGUACCAGAGGACAGUAUCAUACUUGUGCAGUUCAUCAGAGUAGACAUAGAACAUCAGACUGAGUGUGACCAUGACUCUGUGACUGUCUCCUCAAACAAGAAUGAGUUAAUUGGCAAAAUCUGUGGCAAUGUGCUGCCUUCUCCUCUCCUGGUAGAGUCGAACCAAGCCAUCAUCACUUUUGUGUCUGACAACAGCAAUACUGGUGCAGGCUUUGAGUUCACCUUCACUGCUGUGCAUAAAGCAUCUGAGGCAGGUUCUGGCUGUGGCAGUGUAGCCAUUCUGAGAGAAGAAGGAAAGUUUGACACAGCUAAUUAUCCUGGCUUAUAUCCCAGUGGCACCAAAUGCCAUUGGCUCAUUGAAGCCCCAAUGGAACAUGUCAUCAAGCUGGAGUUUGAAGAUUUUGCCAUUGAAACCAGCCAGGACUGUAUUUAUGAUGCUGUUUCUAUCUAUGAUGACCAAGAAGAGGAACAUCAAAUAGCGCUUCUUUGUGGUUUCUCAAUUCCUUCCCCAGUUUGGAGCACUGGAAGCAUGAUGCUCAUCUACUUUGAGAGUGAUGAGGAGAAUAACUUCAGAGGAUUCAAGGCCAAAUUUGCAUUUUUCCCCUCAGAAACAACUAAAACUGAAGUCGCAAGACAUUUUGUCAUGCGGGCAAUUGAUCCAAUUCCAAGGACUAUUCCUCUUGAUGUUUGUGGUUCUCCCCCUUUUGCUCCUCAGUGGCUGACUGCGCACAUUGUUGAAGUAGAAGAAGCUUGUCCCCAUUGUUGGCCAUGGCACAUAGGUUUGCACUUUCUGGGUGACUACCAGUGUGGGGGUGUCAUCAUUGGCUCUGUAUGGAUACUCACAGCAGCUCACUGUGUUCAAAUAUCAAAAGACAUCUCACAUUGGACUGUUGUUGCUGGAGAAUAUGACAGAAUUCUGAAGGAACCAAAUGAGCAGGUUAGAAGAGUAAAAGCCAUUAUAAUGCAUCAAGACUUCAAUGUCACGAGCUACAAUUCGGAUAUAGCACUGGUCCAGAUACAAGCUCCUUUCUCCUACAAUGCCGUGGUGAGGCCGGUAUGCUUGCCCAACUCCACUGAACCUUUGCCUUCUUCCCUCCUUUGCACUGUGACUGGCUGGGGGAGGACCCAAGAAGCUGGGGGCCUUGCCAGUCGCUUACAGCAGGCUCAAGUACCUAUUCUUAAUAAUGACAUCUGUGAGCAAAGCUAUUAUGCUAACCACCCUGGAGGGAUCACAUCCAGAAUGCUUUGUGCUGGUUUUGCAUCAUCUGAAGGUCAAGAUACUUGUCUAGGCGAUGCAGGUGGCCCAUUGGUUUGCCAAAAUGAAGAGGAGCCAUUUAUACUCCAUGGCAUUGCCAGCUGGGGUGUUGGUUGCCCCAGGCCAAAGAGACCAGGUGUUUAUGCAAGAGUGAGCUUCUUCUUGGACUGGAUCAUGGCCAGAAUGAAAGAAAAGGGAUCAGUGGAGAUCCAAAUAAAUAACACUGGAUAUGAAGCCUCAGCAUCAUUACCAGAGGUACCUGUGAACCUGAUGGGAGAAGGUCCCAAGAUAGCCAAUGGUAUGAAUUAUGCUGAUGAUGUCAACCAGCAGCUUAUCUACUGCAGAGAUGUCGUCCUGACAUCACAGGAAGGAAUCAUUCAUUCUCCAGGGUUUCCUUAUAGCUAUUUCAACACCAUCAGUUGUCACUGGAGAAUUGUUGCUCCAUUAAAUGCCAUCGUUCGGUUGGAUUUCCUGGACUUUGUGAUUGAAAAAUCGCAUUCUAAAUGUCAUGGUGGGCUUACAAUUUAUGAAGGAUUUGAAUCUGCAAAAGAUGUUCUCGGUAGCUUCUGUAAUGAGUCUCCAGGUUACCCUUUAAAGUCUCAUGGCCCUGAGGUAACUCUCAUCUUUUCUUCUGGUGAGAAUACAAAUAUGAAAGGCUUUGUUCUUAGCUAUGGAACCUAUAAAAUACAACCAAGUCAUAUACAAGCCAGAAUGAGAAAUGCUGGCAAAGGGUGUCCCGUUUUGGAUCUGAUCCCAUUAGAAGUGGCUGACAUUGUAUCUCCAAACUACCCAAAUACUUACCCAGAUUUAGUCAGCUGCACUUGGACUGUCUACUCUGCUUCAGGAAAUAGGUUGAAAGGUGUGGUCAGAGAUCUUGAAAUGGAAGACUCCAGAGACUGCAUUUGGGACUCACUGAGUGUUUAUGAUGGGCCAGAUCAACAUUCAAAAUUGCUUGGGAGAUUUUGUGGGCAAAAAGGACAUUUCAGACUCUUUUCGAGUGGAAGCUACUUCACAGUCUGUUUCAAAACUGACGGCUCAAUUGGAGCCAAGGGUUUCAAGGCCAUUUUUGAAGAAGUGAAUGAUGGACCAGCACAACAAAGCAAGAAUGGAUUAGAACUCCAGAAUCCAUGUAACAAAGUGAAGGGUUGUCUUCCUUUUAUAGACUCUCAAUCUUUAUGUAUUUGCUUGUUUUGUUUCUUGAAUUUAAGCCCCACUUUUUUCCUGCCAUGGGACUCAAGACGGCUUGCAAUAAUUUAAAAUAGAAAUGAUAUGUUACAAUUUUUUUAAAAAAAACAUAGAACACUAGUCCUAAAAGUAGAUAGUUUUAAAUAUAUUUACAAGAUGUCGCUUCUACAGUAUGAACAAAAAUAAAUCAAAUACCUGCUAAAUCAAAUACCUGUCUUAGCCUGCUGGUGAAAAAAAGAGCAAGGGGGGAAUUAAUUGGGUUUCUUGUGGAAAAAGAUUCCCCAACUUGGAAGCAGAGGGGUCUUCUUAAUACUUCUGCCCAUAAACUACACAUGUGACACUUCAUCACAAUGCUCUUUACUAGCAAACAAUAAAUGCCCCCCUCCCUACACUUAGUUGAUAGUGAAGAGAGGCGGCUUGAAAAAGCCCCUGAGAAUCAAACCAAAAUUACAAAGAAAAUAUGUUUAUUUUACCCAUUUGGGGGCUAGUUUUUCUACACUGAGUCCUGUGAGCGGCAUCAUAUUUGGCGUGGGAUGUCACUAUUAUCUGGUUUCAUUUAAAAAAUGUAUGUGGACCUCCUGUGGUCGUACAAGGCUUCCCUGAGCCACAUCCACAUGUGACCUGCACAGUUCCUGCUCUUAUCAUACAUCUUGUAUCACUGACUUUUGGUUGGGUUUUAGGCUAGUUAACAAUAAUUUGUGCUUCAAUUGUUGGAUUAUAUAAUUUGGCUGGGAAUGCAUAUGCUUCUCUUUUCUUUUAUGCAGGAGAAUUCUGGAAAACCACUACUAUGCAAGAAUGAUAGGUAUUAUACAAUAGCUGGUGUUAUGAACUGGAAAAGCGACAACUGUGAUCUAGAAUUGCAAACAGUCAACACAUGGAUUUCUGUUUACAGGAGUUGGGUUUCAUUGGACACUAAUGGAAAAUUGUAAAAAGGGUAGUCCUUAAUCCAUUACUUUUUUGCCUUAAAGGUGUAGGACAUGAAGUCUCCAAGCUAGUUCUUUCUUCUUUUAAUGUGACAAAACACUGACACAGGCUGUCUUUCCACACAGUUUCAAAGACGAUUCAGGAAAUUUUGUAUGAUAAAAUAUAGGGCUUCUUCAUAAAAUAUAAGACUAAGACAAGAAAAUUUCCUUGAAUUCAAAUACCAGCUCUGAGAAGUAAUUUGGAUGGUGAAAUAUGUGUUGUACAAAGGCAGCUUUGGUGAGGUCAAUGUGAUAUUGUGUCCAUACUUUUGUAGAAAUGAAUCAGACUGAAGCUGUAUGUACCACUUUAUGAAAGAAUUGUGGUCAUUGAAAUAAAUACCCAGUUAUACA